Paraglomus occultum is the source of this 357-nucleotide messenger RNA. The record is from the annotation of a GenBank genome assembly. NCBI's taxonomy places the organism in Eukaryota, Fungi, Glomeromycota, Glomeromycetes, Paraglomerales, Paraglomeraceae.
AUGUCACGAGAGCCAUCAAAACUCCAGAUCAUGAAAUAUGGCGCCAUCACAGGUGGAGGUCCUGGUCCCCGUGGCGCACUAUAUACACUAAGACAGUACAUGUUAACUUCAGCAGGAUCAUUCGCUCUAUUUCUAUCCAUUGGUGCUGUAAUUCGAAGUGAAGGACGAAUGAUCGAUACAAACGCCAACGGUACUAACACUGGUGCGAUUAGAAACGACCAGCGGGAAUGGAAGAGGAUACAGAUCGAAGUCAAGGAAAAGCCACGAGAUCAGGAGAUCAAGAAAAAGAGGUUAUUGGACAUGCUUACAGAAAGUGGAAGAAUGAAUUUCAGGAAUAAUCAAAACAAGACUACUUAA